This is a messenger RNA of Ricinus communis (castor bean), 756 nucleotides long. RefSeq lists its product as uncharacterized. NCBI's taxonomy places the organism in Eukaryota, Viridiplantae, Streptophyta, Magnoliopsida, Malpighiales, Euphorbiaceae. Bases 1 to 756 code for a protein of 251 amino acids. The transcript is spliced from 2 exons. The record is from RefSeq and is a predicted model, not a curated record.
AUGGAGCCAAAGCCUGAAGAGAUAGAGCCUGUGAGAGUUGAGGACAAGAAAAAGAGCCCAGUGAAAGAGUACCAGCCACCUAUCCCAUAUCCUGCUCGACUGAGGCAGGAAAAGGAGAUAUUGAGCAAUAAGAGGAAACUGGAGGACUUGAGAUUGGUGACCCUGAAUGAAGAGUGCUCCGCCAUUCUACAAAAUAAGUUGCUUGUUAAGAGGCGUGAUCCAGGGAGUUUCAUUGUACCCUGUGUCAUUGGUGAAUUACCUAUUAGUGGUGCUUUAGCUGACUUAGGAGCUAGUAUUAACUUGAUGCCCACUAGCUUGUUUGAUAGACUUGGUUUGAGUGAGCCUAAACCCACUUGGAUGAGCAUUCAGUUAGCUGAUAGGACUAUUAAGAUUCCUAGGGGUAUAGUUGAGGAUGUACUUGUUAAGGUAGACAAGUUUACAUUUUCUGUUGAUUUCGUUGUCAUGGAUAUGGAGGGUGAGAGUGUUGUGCCACUGAUCUUAGAUAGACCUUUCCUUGCUAUAUCUAGGGUUGUUAUAGAUGUUUGUAAUGGGAAGCUCCAACUUAGGGUAGAUGACGAGACUAUCACCUUUGACUUAACGACUUCCAUGAGACAUUUCCUAAACCAUGAUGAUACUGUAUGUUUUGUGGAUGUCUUGGAUGAUGUUGUUGAGUCUCAUAUACAUGAGAUUUUGCUUGAUAAUCCUUUGCAGGUUGCAUUGCAAGGAGAUGAAAAUGAGUAUUCCACGAAACCCUGA